Messenger RNA from Necator americanus (New World hookworm), 2970 nucleotides. RefSeq lists its product as uncharacterized. NCBI's taxonomy places the organism in Eukaryota, Metazoa, Nematoda, Chromadorea, Rhabditida, Ancylostomatidae. Bases 1 to 2970 code for a protein of 989 amino acids. The transcript is spliced from 27 exons. Gene Ontology annotation, biological process: potassium ion transmembrane transport. The record is from RefSeq and is a predicted model, not a curated record. Gene Ontology annotation, molecular function: RNA binding; potassium channel activity. Gene Ontology annotation, cellular component: membrane; ribonucleoprotein complex.
AUGGACGCUAUUCCUAUUUCAUUUCAUCGCUAUGAGGAUAGGACCGUAUUUGACUCCUCGCAUACAAGAAUCCCCACAACAUGGCCCAAGUCCACGAAAAUCACCGUGCCGUUUGUCACCGGGAUGGCUAGGCGGCCAGCCAUAGUCGAAGGUAUGGAAUUGGGUGCACUCGGCGCCACGGACGAGUCCCAGUAUCGUCAGAAUGAGGACGGACUCACAUUCCGUGUACGUCUUCGGCUUGCUCUACCGCAUAUUGCGCUAAUUUCAACCACUUUGCUGUAUGUGUUCAUUGGAUCUCUCGUCUUCGCCGCCAUUGAACAACCGUACGAGCUGAUUCGCCGAGAUUUUCACUUGACUGAAAUCCGAAGAGCGGAGGAAGCGAUCAAAGCAUACAAUGUGGUACUGGACCCAGAGAACGAAACCGCCUUGAAGCUUAUCGAUCAUCUCACGAAAGUCACAUUCGACGCGUUUGAGGCUGGCUUGAAACCGAGUGAUCUGCAGAACAACAGUUUUCUAUCGCGAUGGAACCUCGCCUCUUCGCUGUUCUUCACCACAACUGUGCUCACCUCCAUUGGAUAUGGUCAUCUCAUCCCGAUUUCUUCCGAAGGCCAAAUACUGUGCAUGUUUUAUGCUAUCCUCGGAAUCCCUCUUACCCUGAUCACAAUCGCUGAUGUGGCCAAGUUCCUGGCGGAUUUUCUUGGACGACCCGGCGACAGCCCGUUAGCUGAGGUAUCCGGUUCACGUCGUCUCACAGUGUUGCUCAGUCUCCUCGGUUACAUGACAAUGUCCGCAUGGAUCUUCACUUUCUACGAAUCUGGAUGGUCGUUUCUGGAUUCGUUCUACUUUUGUUUGAUCUCAUUGAUGACGGUCGGAUUUGGCGACCUCUAUCCGCAAGGUGAUAUGGAGUAUAUGCUCGCAUCUAUAGUGUUCCUGUUCGUUGGAUUGGUACUGACAACGUUGGCGGUGGAUGUGAUGGGUUCAGCGUGUAUCGAGCGAAUCCAUUCGCUUGGAAGAGGUCUGGAUGCGAUGGCGCUGCUGAGGGUGCUGAAGAGCGCCAAAGGAGUGAUCGGGAACAAGUCCGCGCCGCCCACUCCGCUGUGGUUCGCGUUUGUACCCAAGGACGCGGCGGCGAUUCCAGCUCAGCUCAGAGUCAAGCAGCAGAACCCCGCGGAUGAUAUCCAAACGACCACCGCCACCUCUGCCACCUCCACCACCACCGCAGCAGCAGCAGCGUCGACUCCCGUUCUGCUCUACGAUGGCGUCGUCGAACCAUCUGCUACGUUCCUGGACGCGGUCGCAAACCUCAACCUCGAGUACGAUCGAGUGGUUUGCAUCGGUCCAGAGCCUAUUCGUCAACAUCUUAUACCUCAAAUUGUACGUGAGGAGUUGGAAGUACCGCCAGCGUUGCUCACUUAUUACGAUCUAAGUAAAAUUCCUAGUGAUACUGAUUCCUCUACGGCUGCUGUCAGCUCUGAUUUAGAUUUUGAUGAGGAGGCCAGACUGAUAACGUCACGGCUAGAGGCGUUAUCUGAAGAACAACUCGCUUGCGCAUUGGACGAGGUGAAUCUCGGUGUUGAGCCUGCAGUAUGCGAUCGUGACGCACAAAUAGAAGGUGAUGUGGUGGUGAGGGCACGAGGCCUACCAUGGCAAGCGUCCGAUUGCCAUGUAGCACAAUUCUUUGCGGGACUAGAGAUUGCACCUGGUGGUAUAGCGUUAUGUCUAUCAGCGGAAGGUAGACGUAAUGGAGAGGCGUUGGUACGAUUCAAGACACCGGAAAUGCGAGAACUUGCGCUGAAAAGGCAUCGACAUUUUCUCCUAUCAAGAUAUAUUGAGGUGUAUAAGGCGACAGCCGAAGAAUUCCUUCAUGUAGCAGCCGGAUCUUCCUCAGAGGCGGUGAAUUUCGUAUCAACGGGUGCAGCAAUGAUUGUGCGUAUGCGUGGGCUACCGUAUGACUGUUCGGAGCAACAAAUUCGUGAUUUUUUUGCUCGAGAGCCGGACAGUUGUGAAAUGAUGGAGAACGUGCUGUUCGUCACCAGAAGCGAUGGACGGCCAACAGGAGAUGCCUUUGUGCAAUUCUCAGACGAAGAGCAAGGGCAACGUGCAUUAUCGAAACAUCGUCAGACGAUUGGAAAUCGUUAUAUCGAACUUUUUCGCAGCACUAGCGCCGAAGUUCAACAGGUGGUGAAACGCUCAACGGAACCCUCGGCAGCGAACGGUACACGUCGUGAUUGCGUACGUCUUCGUGGACUACCGUAUGAGGCACGUGUGGAACAUGUGGUAGAAUUUCUCGGCGAACAUGCUCGAUUUAUACAAUUCCAAGGCGUUCAUAUGGUAUUUAACAGUCAAGGGCAUCCAUCCGGUGAAGCGUUCAUCCAAAUGAACAGCGAACAAGCGGCUGCAGGAGCGGCUGCCGCUGCUCAUAACAAAUUCAUGGCGAUUGGAAAGAAACAAAGGUAUAUCGAGGUCUUCCAAUGCUCUCCUGAUGAUAUGCACUUGGUGAUGGCACCUACGGCUCCCGCUCCUGUACCACCACCACCACCAUUGAUGUUACCGCAAAGACCGACAUUUGUGUCGAACAUUCCCGCUCUCGUGCCGAUGUCGGCGCCAAUGUUCUGGCCAUAUCCAUCACCACCGGUCUCUCCUAAUAUGGUCAUACCAGGACAGGUUAAUCAACUAGUGGUCUACGGUAUCGGUCCAAACGUUGGCUUACCAGAUAUCAUUGCUCAUUUUCAAACGCCCGAUGUUGUCGUCGAGAAUGUGAUGUUCACACGUGUCGCUCAGGGCAAUAUUCCCGGUGAAGCGGUAGUUACGAUUCGAUCUCGAACUCCGUCCGAUCCACCGGUGGUCGCCAUUGAUCCGCAAUUUCUUCAGAAGGUACCAAUCGACACGCAGUUCGUGCCUGGCGCUGUAUCAAUGACGUUACCACAGGCGCUUCCACCGCAGCCGAUAUACACACUAAUCCAGUCAUAA